Molecule: messenger RNA, 1755 nt
Organism: Schistocerca cancellata (South American locust)
Lineage: Eukaryota; Metazoa; Arthropoda; Insecta; Orthoptera; Acrididae
Exons: 4
Coding region: 393-701 (102 amino acids)
Source: RefSeq, a predicted model, not a curated record
ACUUAAUUAUCAUUACAGCUAACUGCCUCGAAUGAAGUAGUUUGCCAAUGCCUUGUAAUGAUGCUAUAGUAACUGUUCGUACAGUUAUUACAACGGUUUAAUUUCAUUUAUUGGGCACAUUUGAACGAUAAGUUUGUUCCACAUUUAAUUCUUGUAUCAUCUUUGGCGCCUCUGGUUAUGGUUUGAGAUAGCCUUAGAAUUUCGUAAGCGAUUAUUUCAAGUUAUGUGUAUCAGAACCAAACACUUGUUAUUUUCAGUGAGCUUGUGUUUCCGCAUUGCGAGCAGGAGGUGACUAGUGUUUAGACAAACAUAUUAGUGCACAUUACGUACCUGUUCUGUUCGGCAAUUACGAAAAAUACCAGAUCGACGUGUGGUGGAUUAGGAGAGCACUCAUGGACUCCAAGGGAACUAGUUGGCUGAAAAAAGGGAAGAAUGAAGUAUAUGCUGAACCAGGCUCCUUGGUUCAGUUACGCACAUCCACCAUGAAAGUAAAAGAAGAAUUGGAUGAGCAAGUGAACCAACAGUUUCUUCAAGAUCCACCAAGGAUUGUAAUGCCUAGUCUUUGUAUAAAGCAAGACCUAGAACUGAAACGGGAUUUAGAUGGCAUUGAGCAUGAUGUAAGUUUUCACUUCAAUCAUGCAUUGUGCAUGAAGUACUGUAUGAAUAUCAUGAAAUGCAUUGGGUGCAGUAAAUUCCAGUGACCAUAAAUGAUGAAACAUUAAAACCGAGGAUAUUAGCACUUCUCCAGAAUUUUUAUAAUAUUUCAAUUGACUGUAGGUAUAUUGUUCUGUUGUGUGUAAUGGUAUUUGAAUGAAACUUGUAGGAAACAUAAGUUUAUUAACUGUAACACAUGGUAAUUUUAUUGUACAUGUAAAUAAUAAAUGUCUCAAAUUUGUUCAUGGAACAAAUGUACCUAAUAAGACUUCUUUGCAGCAGCUGUCAAUUUAUUUGUCUCUGUCAGAGUUCUGUAAUAGAAAAGAUGUAAGAGGUAAAGCAAUCAACUGUAAGCAGUAUGUUAUCAGAUAAGUAUGGUAUUUGUCAUACUACUUCUUUUCUGUGAAGUAUUUAAUGAAAAACAUACUGCAUUACUGGAAUUAUGUUUGCUCUGUGUAAAGACAAUGGGUUUAUCCAGUAUGCAUGACAUAAAUUUACAGUGUAAUGGAACAUUGCUUAUCCCAAACUGCUUGCAAAGAGAAAACAUUGUGAUAGCAAGAAUUCUUGUAAACAGCAUUAAAUUUAGCACGUUACAGUGAUAGUGUGUGAAAUUCCAUAUUCAUUUAAUUAACUAUCACCAUAGUGUACUAAUUUUAAUGCUGAUGAAGGUUUCUCAGGUCUUAAGCUGCAUGGUAGUGUUGAUAUCUCGCAACGUUUCAGGAAUUGUCAUACUACCCAUCUCCUGGCGAAGUGUCAAGAUUGGCGGAGAGCGGGUUAUUUAUUUGUGUGGUCACCCCGCUCCACUAGACCUUGGGUAGCCGCGGUGGACCAGUGGCGUGCACACGGUGAUGGUGAUGAGUCGCCCUUGGCAGCCAUGUUUGGUUCUCGGUGUAAGCAUCCUGUCUACGUCCCUGGCGGAGGACGUUGAUGGGUAAGCUCCCGAUGGACUGCCGCUAUUGCAGAGUUCCAUGCUGCUCCAAGUUGAGAUCCCUCAUCUCUGUUGACCAGAUUGUUGUAAAUCCUUAUUUCUAUGGAUUCUUUGAUAAUGAUUUCCCAGAAGCCAGAUGCUCGGCACUGUACCUUUGUGUUCGAAGUUGAAGG